CUCCUCCUCCUCCUUCUCGCCCCAUGGCGUGUAUGCACCAACCUGUCUGCCUCUGUGUCCACGUGUAGUCUCAACCUGCUGCUGUGUCUGUGUCUGUGUCUGUUUUAAUAAUGUCUGUAGUUAAAACGUGUCUAAGACUGUCGGUGCUGGCUGUAGUCUCCGUCCUGUCCGUGCUGCUGCUGCGGCACUGGAUGGCCACCAAGCAGUACGUCUUCAACAAGGAGGACGUCGCUAAACUGGCCAAACAGUACGCAGGACAGGACCAUGAGCAGGCCUUCUCCAAAGUGGUGGUGGAGCUCAGGAAGAGGUAUCCUGGCCACAUCCUGCCAGACGAGGACCUGCAGUGGGUGUUUGUGAACGCUGGAGGCUGGAUGGGCUCCAUGUGUCUCCUCCACGCCUCGCUCACUGAGUACCUGCUGCUGUUUGGGACCGCUGUGGACACGGGAGGACACUCAGGUCGUUACUGGGCCGAAAUAUCUGACACCAUCAUAUCUGGAACCUUCAGACAGUGGAAGGAAGGAACAACAAAGAGUGAAAUAUACUACCCUGGUGACACCAUUGUUCAUAGUGUAGGCGAGGCCACUUCGGUGCAGUGGAGCACCGGGACGUGGAUGGUGGAGUACGGCCGCGGUUUCAUCCCUUCCACGCUGGGAUUCGCCCUGGCAGACACCUUGUUCAGCACCCAGGACUUCCUCACAUUGUUCUACACCGUACGAGUCUAUGUGAAGGGCAUGCUGCUAGAGGCUGGUACGCUACUAACAGAGGCCGGAGUCUUCUGAGGCGUGCUCAAGUUCUUAACUUUUCAGAUGAAACAGCCUUAUUUUCAAACUGAUGCCAACAGCCAUCAACGACCAUAAAAGGGCGUCUGUGGGAGUGAAAUUAUACGACACAACUACUCCGACUGGAUUUCUUUUGGUUUAUUUACAGCAGCGUCAGUAGUAAUGUGGUCUCAUGGAUGAAUGGCAUGAAUUGCUGUACUUUAAAUGUUGAUGAGCAGAUGUGCAAUUUACUGUAAAGAUUUAAAAAAACUGACAGUGCCAGAGGGAAUAAAUGUUUUUGAAGGUAAA
This is a messenger RNA of Centropristis striata (black sea bass), 1067 nucleotides long. It is a transcript of the gene sigmar1, whose product is annotated as sigma non-opioid intracellular receptor 1. The coding region runs from base 111 to 779 and encodes 222 amino acids. NCBI's taxonomy places the organism in Eukaryota, Metazoa, Chordata, Actinopteri, Perciformes, Serranidae. The record is from RefSeq and is a predicted model, not a curated record. The transcript has 6 exons. Gene Ontology annotation, cellular component: endoplasmic reticulum.